GAUUUUAUUAUAUGAGACAAAAUUGUUUUGCUUUUUUUCAUUAUUUUAUAUAUACAAGUAACAUUCUCUUAUAAACAGACAUUUUGAAUAUAAACAUGUACCGAGUAGAUGAUAUUAAAUAAUAUUUUAUCGUAUCUAACUAGUCGUCCAAUCAACGUUCUUUAUUUACAUUGGAUAUUUCAUGGAAGUAUAUAUAUAUGUAUGUAUGUAUAUUUGUACUGGCUGAUAAUCCGGAUCUUUCAAACGUUCAAAACUGCUUUCAAAUCAUAGAAACGGAAGAUAAAAUUGUAGAUAUAAUGUUGGUCUUAUCAUAAAUCAUCAUAAAUUAAUAUCAUUUUUAUUUAUAACCUAAUAAUUUUGGAAAGUAUAUAAAGUUGCCGAAUAUAAGGUCAAGUAAGUGAUAAACUUCCAGUAUUCACUUAUUACAUAAACAAAAGGAUAUGUUUCAAUCAUAUUUAUGAUUACAUUGAUGACUUAGAAAUUAAUAUAUAUGAAAUGUACACUAGUGUAAAAUGGAAAAAGAAUCUUUAUGAAUUUACCGAUUUACCUGAUAAUUAUACAGACAGCACAUUUUUGACAGAAUUACGUAAGAAUGUAAAAUCUGAUUAUGUUUCUCGACUGGAAGCUAUUAAUUUAGCUGCUAGUAUAUCGAUUCGUUUAAGUAUUCCAGUUCUCUUUGUUAUCAUAUUUAUUUGGUUAUAUAAUGAAUGGACCACCCCAAAUGUCAUUAUUAUAUCUGAAAUAGUUUCAACCAUUUUUGGAUAUUUAUUUUAUAACAUAAAAAUAUUAAAUAUGUCGAAGAGACUGUCAGAAGAUCUUAGAACAACUUUAAUUUUUCUUAUUUUUGGAUAUAUUUUAUCACCAGUUUUGCGAACAUUAACUGAAACUAUUAGUACUGAUACGAUAUAUGCUAUGACUAUAUUAAUGUUUCUUACUCAUUUAAUAUUUAACAAGUAUGGUUCUACGGAAAUUUUUUUUUCUGAUUCCUUGUCUAUCACUUCAUCUAUUUUUGGUUCAUUAAUGUUAGCAUCCAGACUUGCUUCACCUUUACAUGCAUUUUCACUUUUAACUGUUUCGGUACAAUUUUUUGUAUUAUUUCCUAUAUUAUUGUCUUACAUAAAUAACAAAGUAAUUAUAUCAAUCAUAAUAACCAUAGGGACAGUAUAUUUAUUAUUACCUAUGUCUAAUGUAUGCUCCUAUGUUUUUAUCAUAGUUGUGGUAUUCAUUCAUUUCAUUUGUCCACUUUGGUAUAUUAGAUGUAAACAAUUUAAAAAUAACAUCUAUGGUCCUUGGGAUGAAGCAGUUAUUUCCUAACUAUUCUAAUAAUAUUAAUUUUGUAAAAUACUCAAGAUUAACAUUGUUAUUGUUAUUAACAUAUUAUUGAAAAAAAAAGAUAAUUAUUUAUCAAAUAAAGCAAGUGUUUUCAUUCUUCCAAUUUUGUAUUACCUUGAUGUUGUAGCACAAUAAAUAUUAAUGAAGUAUAGAUAUGUUAUAAAGUCAUUAUAAGUGAAAUUUACAUUACAUAAAGAUUAGAUAUUUUUAUACAUUAAAUGAGAGAUAUUUCUGUAAUUGUAUGACAGAAUUUAGUUGGAUUCAACAGGUGACUAUUCAACAAUAUGAUCACUAGUGGCGUAAUAAUCGCAAAAAAAAAAAAUUAAAUACAUGUGUACAUUAACUAUAUGAAUAUUAAAAAUCGUAAAAAUUUGGAUACUCAAGUAAUGAAAAUUAUAUAUUAUAUAUUUAUUUUACUUUAUAUUACCGAAUAAUUCUGAUUACUGUUUCUGACAUCUAUCGACGACAUCGAAAAAAUAUGUAAACACAUAUUUCAUGUACUUACAUAUACACAUGUUAUUUGUGACUAUAAAUACAUAGAUACGCACACACACAUUUAUGUUUAAUUUAAGAUGAAUACAGUAAAUUCGCGCGCUAUUUGCUUGAAGAUAUUUUAAAGUACAAAUUCCAAGGCUGAAGAAUAUUUUUUUAAAUGAUAAGGAAGAUGGUAAUACUUUUAUUAUAACGAUUUCUUCUACUCUUUUAUCAGAUACAUUCUUGUUCUGAGAUUAUUCCGAUUGGAGCUUUUACAUAAAUCGAUAGAAGAAAGAACAAGAUAAUAGAACUAGACAAAAAAUAAAGAAAAAAAAAAAAAAAAAAAAAAAA
Messenger RNA from Vespula pensylvanica (western yellowjacket), 2157 nucleotides. It is a transcript of the gene PIG-C, whose product is annotated as phosphatidylinositol N-acetylglucosaminyltransferase subunit C. The record is from RefSeq and is a predicted model, not a curated record. The coding region runs from base 496 to 1314 and encodes 272 amino acids. The transcript has 2 exons. Lineage: Eukaryota; Metazoa; Arthropoda; Insecta; Hymenoptera; Vespidae. Gene Ontology annotation, cellular component: membrane; glycosylphosphatidylinositol-N-acetylglucosaminyltransferase (GPI-GnT) complex. Gene Ontology annotation, biological process: GPI anchor biosynthetic process.